GUAACUUUAAAAGGAUUUAAAGCCUUAAGUGUUUUAUUGAAGUCAAUUUAAGUUAAAGAACUUGGUACACAAGACCAUCAGCAGCAUCAUUAUCUUUCUCCAUAACUCCUCCUUAUUUGCUUCAUUACUUGUAACAACAAAUAUAAUUAAUAACAAAAUGGAGUAUAAAUUAAUAACCGAAGAUCGCUAUGAUGAUGUUAUACGUCAUUUAAGAGAUAACUUUUUUGCCGAUGAGCCACUCAAUAAAGCGGCAGGACUUUGUAGUCGUGGCAUGGGUCAUCAAGACUUGGAACAUCAUAGUCUAGAAACUUUAGAAGAUAAUUUAAGUUUAAUGGCGGUAAAUGAAAAUAAUGAGAUUGCUGGAGUUAUUUUAAAUGGUAUUUUACAUCCUGGCGAUAUAGAGAGUUCUCAAAAGAAACUGGAACUAAAUGAUGAUGAAAAAUUUAAGAAAAUCUUUAAACUUUUAUAUACAUUAAAUUUAAAGGAAAAUGUUUUUAAACAUUUUCAAGUAGAUAAGGCUUUUGAUGUGCGCAUUUUAUCGGUGGAUAGCGCCUAUAGGGGUCAGGGUAUAGCCAAGGAAUUGGUUAAACACAGUGAGGAUAUAGCCAAAGAAUAUGAGUUUAAGCUUAUGAAAGCUGAUGCCACGGGUAUAUUUUCACAAAAAAUCUUAAAAUCUAGUGGUUUUGAGGUUUUACUAGAACAGUAUUAUAAUAAAUAUGUGGAUGAAUUCGGUCAGCCUAUUUUGAAAGUGGAGGCUCCACAUAUUAAACUACAAUUGUUGUAUAAGUUAUUAAAUUAAAAUAUUUUUUAGUUUAAGUUUUUUUUUAAGCAAAAAGUCUAAUUUUCCAAAACGUUGGAAAAUGGGGUUUUGAAUUUUUUUUGAUACAAGUUCCAGAGUUAAUGUUACUAUUUUAUAUACCAAAAAAUGAACGUAAAUAUUUAAUAACGAUAUAUUAAACAAGCGAGUCCAUAUAUUAAUAUAUAUUUUAUAAUAGCUUUAAGACAAUAACUAAAACAAUAAUAAAAGGAAUUUUGAGAUUUAUUUUAAAUUUAUAUAAAAAAAUAUUA
Messenger RNA from Lucilia cuprina (Australian sheep blowfly), 1068 nucleotides. It is a transcript of the gene AANATL7, whose product is annotated as arylalkylamine N-acetyltransferase 1. The transcript has 4 exons. Gene Ontology annotation, molecular function: N-acetyltransferase activity. NCBI's taxonomy places the organism in Eukaryota, Metazoa, Arthropoda, Insecta, Diptera, Calliphoridae. The coding region runs from base 158 to 799 and encodes 213 amino acids. The record is from RefSeq and is a predicted model, not a curated record.